AUGGGCUCUGUAAAUGGAGCUGGGCCAGUUGGGUGUUCGGUUGGAGUUGGGCAUGGAGAGGAGACACAAAGUGGACAUGGAACUGAUGAAUUGGAAGAUGUAGUUGCUAUUGGGCUAGACAUCAUGCCAUCAUCCUCAAACACAGGAGUUUCAGACACCUUAGAUCCCAUGGCGAUCGUAUCAGAUGACGAGAUUCCGUCAGAGCAAGAGGUCUACACAUCAGACACCAACAGCACUGACGACGACGAUUUCCAGCCGUUCGCGCUACCUGACGUCGGAGUUGAGCGUGCUGAUGGCCUUCCUGCCGGGGAUUUACCACUUGCGGUGAUCCCUGCUCCUAUAUCGCUUGCUGCUUACCCAGUAGUGGACAUGCCCCUUGAUGUUGUUUCUGACGACGACAUCGAUCUGUUUGAGGAGGACCCACCUGAGGCUGACCAUGAGGGCGGGGCCCCCAUUGUUGCUGAUACCAUUCUACCCAUUGCAGAGGCCCCUGCAGAGGAGCUUCCUGCCGGUUCACCUGUCCCAGAUUCCUUCGAAUCUGUGGCAUCUGUGUCCGUACACGCUCAGGGAGUGCAUCAUCACUCUCAUGACGCCGACCCAAACAUGGCGUUAUCAGCUGCAUCUGCUCCCGCACACGACUUUGAGUUUGAUCACGAUGCUGAUGAUGAUUUUGAUCCAGUCUUUCCCCCUGGUUUUGAUCCCGACCAGGAUAUCGAGUUCAUUCACUUAGACCAGCCCCUAGAGGAGCUUCCUGCUGUGGCCCCAGAGCCUUUAGCCGCUCCUGACCCUGCAUUAGAGCAUGACCUUGUUCAUGAUGAUGCACCAGCCAUUGCACCCUUUAUUGCUGAUCAUCCUGUUGUUGCUCUACCAUUGGUGGAUGAUCAUGUUGUUGACACUCCUGUUGACGCUCCACUCUUGAUAGAGGAUCCUGUUGUUGCACUAUUUCCUGAUCCUGUGUCGGUGCUAUUCGACCGUGCACCUUUUGCUACUCAUAUAGAUCCACGUUACGCCGACACCCGUAAUGGGUGGAUUGAUGACGAUGAUGAUUACCCACCUUUUGUGCGACCUGUUACACCUCCAGUAGCCCCCGUUUCAGCACCCAUUUCUGCACCCACUGAUAUCCCACUGAUUCCCCCACACAUCACAGAUGCUCAUCGCACUGAUCUCCCUGUUACGUUCCUUCAGGACAUACCGCCACCACGUCCUGGGGAGGGGUCAUCUAGGCAGCCGCCUAUUCCUGUUCCACCCAUUUGGUUAAACAGUUCAGAUGAGGGCGAUGUGGUCCUUAGUCACUUUUGA
Messenger RNA from Helianthus annuus (common sunflower), 1299 nucleotides. Its product is annotated as fibrous sheath CABYR-binding protein-like. The record is from RefSeq and is a predicted model, not a curated record. The transcript is spliced from 4 exons. The coding region runs from base 1 to 1299 and encodes 432 amino acids. NCBI's taxonomy places the organism in Eukaryota, Viridiplantae, Streptophyta, Magnoliopsida, Asterales, Asteraceae.